Molecule: messenger RNA, 891 nt
Organism: Aureobasidium namibiae CBS 147.97
Lineage: Eukaryota; Fungi; Ascomycota; Dothideomycetes; Dothideales; Saccotheciaceae
Exons: 2
Coding region: 1-891 (296 amino acids)
Source: RefSeq, a predicted model, not a curated record
AUGCCUCACAAACACAGAAGGAGGGACGACAAUGCAGACGAUUUCAAUCUGCCUCCCACGGCCGUCGCAAAGGCUUUGCCUGUAGGCAAAAAUGCUCAAACCGUCUUUACCUCGGAUGGCAAGAAGAAGAGAAAGACCGAGAAGAAUGCGUACAAGUUCGACGACACGCCAAAGGCUUUUCAACGCUUGAUGUAUCGCCAGCAGCCCAAAACUGAACCCGACGAGACCGAGUCAAAGACCGCCAACAAGAAACGCAAACGUCAGGAGGACAUCAAGCAAAAGCAGAAGCAACAGCAAAAGGGCACAACCAUGGAGAUGCCCAAGAUACAGCCUGGUGAAAAACUACGAGACUUCAAUGCUCGUGUGGAUCAGACAUUGCCAGUGACUGGUCUGGCGCGCAAGGGCAACCAAGGUCUGGCACCUGGCGAGAAGGUCACACGAACAAAGAAAGAGAAGAAAAUGCACAAAAUGUACGACGAGUGGAGGAAAGAGGAUCAGCGCAUCAAGGACAAGGCCGAGGAAGAGCAAGAAAAGCGCGAGGAAGAGGAGGAAGAACGUAAUGCACUCUACGGAGAGGACUCGGGCGUGCCUACGCUGUACGGCAAGAAGCGUCAAAGGAUGAUCGGCGAGUCGAAAGACAACGACGACAUUUGGGCAGUGCUCAAGACGAAACGAGACAAACCAAAGGGUCUGCACGAUGUAGCACAAGCUCCUCCCGAGUUCACUGUGGUACCCAGGGAGAAGUUCAAGGUCAAGAACGGAGCCAGAGCCGAUGUCGCAGAUGUGCCAAAUGCUGCUGGUAGUUUGGCAAGGAGAGAGGAGCUUGGUGCAGAGAGAAAGAAUAUUAUCGAGCAAUACCGUGCUCUGAUGAGAAAGGCUUCCGGAGAAUAG